AUGGAUGGCUCACUGUUACGUUCGGGGAUCCGCGCUAUACACAAUGGAGAUGUUCCCGGAGGGAAUUUCAAAGAGAAGGAUGCAGGAUGGAUUCUGUAUGACUCGAAUGAGGCACAAGGGUCACUGAACUGGGACAGCUCCAGCUUCCGGCCGUGGAAGAUGGUGUUUUCCACCUCGCCGAAAUUGUCCAGAUACAAGGAAUGGGUCAAACAGAAAAAUGCUGUGAUGUAUGUGAUGAAACCCUGGUCCUGGUCUGAGAUAUGCGCUGGAGCGCCACUACAGACCUCCAAAUCUCCUACUACUAAGGAACUUUGGGAUGCCUAUCAUCGAUUUGGUCCUUCCGCACGCAUCGUAUACAAAUCAGACCCCGUGGAGCACCAAAGCGAUAUUCGUCUUGCAUUGCGAAACUGUCGAGACCCUUCGAUACUGUUCCCCCAAAGUGACGACGCUUGGGAUGAAUCCAGCAAUGUAUUGGUGGUUGUGGAGCCGGCGACCAAAGGUGGGGUUGUCCACAGAAACAUGUUGACCGGAAAGGUCGCCACUCCAUACAUCAUGAACAUGGUUCACGAGGAGGCAAAGCAUCUGUUGGGAUUAGCCAUGCGCCGAACUUACCGACAUCUCUUGUCGCAUGAUAUCUCCAGAGGAGCGGCGGGAAUCAUAUUCGAAGAUAUGGCCCAUCACCUCCUCGGCGGUACUGCAUCGUGCACUCGCUCCCUCAGAACUCUCCCACGAGAUGGCAGCUUCACUAUCAGUCCAGAUCAUCCAGUCAAAGUCAAAGGAUUCGAAAGCGUUCAGACCCUUUCUGCUGAGCAGCCGAUUAACCGCGAAUGGAUGUUGACUUUCGUGGUCCCUACAGCAGUCGAACCUGACUUUAAACGCCAACCAUUGCAGCCGGUCUCGUCUCGAGGAACGUGGGAUCAAAACGUGGAUCAAUAUGUGAUGGGACUGACUCUUGAAGAGCUGUUUCCAACUGACAUUGAUGCUACAAAGGUUGGCGCCUCCGAUGAAUAUUCUCAGCCUGACGAAGUGGCAUCUCCUGCAGACAAGAAGGGGAAAGGAUUGCCGAAAGCUUCGAAGAAGAGGGAGAGGUCUGAGGAUGCGGACGUGGAUGCGGCUGAGCAGCCUCCUCCAAGCGGAAAGAAACCGAAGAGGACAUCAGCGACAGGUUUGCAAACUCUGGAGGGGACUCGUAAGCUUCCCAAACCACUGGACACACACGAAGGUCCAUCCACCGGACGUCGGAAAGGGACGUCCCGCAAAUAG
Molecule: messenger RNA, 1263 nt
Organism: Sparassis crispa
Lineage: Eukaryota; Fungi; Basidiomycota; Agaricomycetes; Polyporales; Sparassidaceae
Exons: 6
Coding region: 1-1263 (420 amino acids)
Source: RefSeq, a predicted model, not a curated record